UGAUACUACAACAGCCUUAAGUUAUAGCUCACCAAAUAAUUAGCUAGCGUUAACCCACUAAAAUUCAGAGCUUAAUUAAUUAAUUAAUUAAUUAAUAAUGUCAUCGAUGGAGAGUGAGAAGGGAACAGUAGUAGCACCCCCUGCAGCUGAGAAUGGUAAUAAUAAAAAAUGUGGUGGAGUUGAUGUGAUACUUAGAGUUUUAUUGUUGGCAGCAUCUAUUGCAGCGGUUGUGGUUAUGGUUACAAGCAACCAGACUGAAACUGUUCCUACUCCUCGUGGUCCGAUGCGUGCACCGGCUAAAUUUCACCAUUCCCCUGCCUUUAUAUACUUUGUGGUAGCACUAUCGAUUACUGGUGUGUACAGUAUCAUCACAUCAAUUGCAUCGUUGUCCUCGAUGAGGAAGUCUAAAGUCCCAGCCAAAUUGUUCUGGAUUUUACUUCUACACGAUGUGCUAAUACUGGGCAUAGUAGCUUCAGCAACAGGCGCAGCUGGUGGGGUUGGAUACAUUGGUCUAAAAGGGAAUACACAUGUUCGAUGGAUGAAAAUUUGUAAUCUUUACGGCAAAUUUUGCCGACACAUUGGAGCUUCCAUUCUUGUUUCGUUGUUCGCUGCCGUCGUGCUCGUACUCCUCGUCGUUCUUGAUGGCUAUUCUCUUUACCGACGUAUUCCUGCAUCCUAACUCCACCCACCCCAUCCAUGCAUUAAUAUAUUAUUAGUGUUUCAUUUAAGUUAUCAGGUGUAAUUAUAUUCUGUACUAGUCUUUCAUUUAUUUCUUUGUAUAUUACUAGUGUCAUCAUAUAUAGUGUCAUUCUUGUUAA
Messenger RNA from Spinacia oleracea (spinach), 818 nucleotides. RefSeq names its product CASP-like protein Ni6. The transcript is spliced from 3 exons. The coding region runs from base 98 to 679 and encodes 193 amino acids. NCBI's taxonomy places the organism in Eukaryota, Viridiplantae, Streptophyta, Magnoliopsida, Caryophyllales, Amaranthaceae. The record is from RefSeq and is a predicted model, not a curated record.